Propithecus coquereli (Coquerel's sifaka) is the source of this 2819-nucleotide messenger RNA. It is a transcript of the gene AHI1, whose product is annotated as Abelson helper integration site 1. Gene Ontology annotation, biological process: motile cilium assembly. Gene Ontology annotation, molecular function: protein binding. Lineage: Eukaryota; Metazoa; Chordata; Mammalia; Primates; Indriidae. The record is from RefSeq and is a predicted model, not a curated record. The transcript is spliced from 20 exons. Gene Ontology annotation, cellular component: ciliary basal body.
GCUGAUUCUCACCGCGCGGGCUGUCGGCUCCAGCGGGACAGACAGCUCUGCGAACUUCUCUUUGAUCCUGAUUGAAUCAAUGCUUUACAUUCUCAAUGUUCUCCAUAAAGCUGAGAUAUGCCCACUGUUGAGAGUGAAGCAAAAGCAAAAACCAAAGUUCGCUUUGAAGAAUUGCUUAAGAUCCACAAUGAUCUAAUAUGUGAAAGAAAAAAACUCAAGAAAAAACUUGUCAAAUCUAGAGAAAACAUCUCAGUGAGUAUUGAUCAUUUGCUUGACACCGUUAAAAGUAGUCUUCAGAAUAUUAAAGAAACUACAAAUGAUGUUGUGAGUGCAACUAACACUAAUAACCCAGAGAAGAGCAUGCGAGUCACUAAAAAUAAACUGAGGAAUACACAAUCAGCAACUGAAAAUCCAAAUGAUGAUAUUAGUGUAGAGGAAGAUAAACAAGGAAAGCCAAAUAAAAAGAUAAUAAAGACAGUACCCCAGGUAACUGCAGAAAUGGAACCAGAAACUUCUGAGAAGGUGGAAUCUGCACAUCAGAAAACACGUACAAAGUCACAGCCAGGUGUUGAUCAUCAGAAAAUUGAGACACCAAAUGAGGGGAGAGAAAAUAAUAAUUUAGAAGAAGAAGAAGAACUAAUGCAAGCAUAUCAACUCCAAGUAGCUGAAGAAAUGGCAAAGGAGAUUAAGAAGAAAAUAAGAAAGAAACUGAAAGAACAGUUGACUUACUUUCCCUCAGAUACUUUAUUGCAUGAUGACAAAUUGAGCAGUGAAAAAAGAAAAAAGAAAAAAAAGAAAGUUCCAAUUCUGUCUAAAGCUGAAACAAGUACAUUGACUGUCUCUGAUGACACAGUUGAAGGUGAAGAAAAGAAAGAAUCUCCAGUUGGAACAGUUACUUCAGAUCCUCAUCAAGAUGUUGAAAUAAGCUCAGUGGAACAAAAUGUAGAUGACAAAAUGCAAGAUAACACAAAGUCUAAACCAAAAAAAACAAAAAAGAAGGCUAAAGCAGGUUUUGAACGGCCUGUUUCAUCUUACUAUGAAAAAGAGAGUGUGGAUUAUAUUCUUCCUAUUAUGACCCAGCCCUAUGAUUUUAAGCAGUUAAAAUCAAGACUUCCAGAAUGGGAAGAACAAAUUAUAUUUAAUGAAAAUUUUUCCUAUUUGCUUCGAGAUUUUGAUGAGAGUCCUAAAGUCAUCUUGUUCUUUGAGAUAAAGCCAUCUUACCGCUCUAUGAUGGCUCUUCAGGAGGAAAAACCAGUGUAUUGUGAACGUCACCGUGAGUCAAGUUCAGUAGACACAGAACCUGGAUUAGAAGAUUCAAAGGAAGUAAUAAAGUGGAAACGACUGCCUGGGCAAAGUUGUAAGUAAGUGGGAAAGAACCUGUUGUAUUCAUUAAGCACUCAAAAACUUGGCUGGCUGGAAAACAGAGAAAUUAAAGGAACUGAGUUUAAGGGGGUUCCAAUAAGUUAUUUGGAGGUUCAUCCCAAUGGAAAACGUUUGUUAAUCCAUACCAAAGACAGUACUUUGAGAAUUAUGGAUCUCCGGAUAUUCAGUCAAAAGGCUGCACUCAAGGAUCUGGAAGGCCACAUGUGGGCCCACGGCUGCAGGUUCCCCAGGCACUUUGUCUUUAUUUUGUGCCUUAAAAACCUCAUUGAAGAGGUUGAAUUGAAAAGAGAACAAGUAGCCAUGUAUUCUGACCUGCCAUUCAAGUCACCUAUUCGAGAUAUUUCGUAUCAUCCAUUUGAAAAUAUGGUUGCAUUUUGUGCAUUUGGGCAGAAUGAGCCAAUUCUUCUGUAUAUUUAUGAUUUCCAUGUAUGGAAUUUAAAUGUUAGUGAGGUGAUACGAUCCUGUGCUGCAAAAGUCAACAAAAAUCUCUCGUUUACUUCACCACCACCAGCCUCCUCACAACAGACUAAGUUAAAACAGUCAAACAUGCUGACCACUCAAGAAAUUUUACAUCAGUUUGGUUUCCCUGAGACGGGGAUUAUCAGCAUAGAAAGAAAGCCUUGUAACCAUCAGGUAGAUACAGCACCAACGGUAGUGGCUCUUUACGACUACAUAGCAAAUCGAUCAGAUGAACUAACCAUCCAUCGCGGAGACAUUAUCCGAGUGUUUUUCAAAGAUAAUGAAGACUGGUGGUAUGGCAGCGUAGGAAAGGGACAGGAAGGUUAUUUUCCAGCUAAUCAUGUGGCUAGUGAAACACUCUAUCAAGAACUGCCUCCAGAGAUAAAGGAGCGAUCUCCUCCUUUAAGCCCCAAGGAAAAACCUAAAAUGGAAAAACCUCCUUCAGCUCCUCAAAAGCAGUCAGUCCAUAAGGACAGGUCCCAGGAUUUCAGACGGGGCUUAGAGUCUAUGACACGUUCUGAAAUGGGCAAAGAACAGAGCCGUGAGGACCGAGGACACAUAAUGGACACGCAGGUGAAGAAGAGUGAGCAAACAGGCCGAAAAGUCACCCUAAUAGAGUAAAGAGUCAAAGAAGAAGGAAGAGACACCCAAAUGCACAGAGGUGAAAUGACAAAUUAAACCAAAUGGAAUUUCUCUUCAGCGUUCAGAAUUUUCAGAUACUAAGGAAGAAAGGAAGGAUCCAAUACUUGUUCUUAGGAAAGACUCCAGAAAAAUCAGAAGCAAGGCAAGUUGUGGGUGGAAAAGUCAAUGUGGCCUUUGAGCUUAAUUGUUAUAAACCAUCGUGAUUGUUUUUGGCCAAAGUAUUGGUAUUUGUGUUAUUAGUAAUUACAUCAAAAUUACAUUACCAGUGUUGGAAAACUAAUAAAGAAAAAACCAUAAUUGCUACUCAGCAAAUGUGAAUAAAAAGUGUUUGCAUU